CGGACUUCUCAGAAAGAUUUCUAGGAACUGAACAUGUCUCCAGAGACCGGAUCCCUCCUGCUACUCCUCCUGAUCUGUGCAGGAGCCACCGCUUUAAUUCCAACCACUGCAGACCCCACCGAGGAUAAAGAAUUGUUAGGUAUGCGGCCUCCGGGGAAACCUUACGAGAAACCUGGUAAGUGUCCUGCAAAUGUGAAAUUCCCAGUUGAUGGCUCCACGUUGAAGAAUGAAUGUAGGAUGGAUGGAGACUGCAAAGGCAAGAUGAAGUGCUGCUUCUCAGGGGGUAGAAGACUAUGUCUGCUGCCAUUGGACGUCAAGAAUAAUGCCUGCCCAUACUCUGAUGGCUCAGAGUGUAUAACUACGAAAUUUUCACCCUGGUGCCAGAGUGAUGACCAGUGCCAAGGCACCGACCGAUGCUGUUAUUACAAGUGCAGGGCCCAGUGCACUCCAACCGUGAAAGUAAAACCUGGAUUAUGCCCACCUACUAGAAAAUGUUCUUUUCCCCUACCGAAACCAAAGUGUAAAAGUGACAGUGACUGUAAAGGAAAGAAGAAGUGCUGCACCCCAUGGUGCAGGCUGGAGUGUACCGAUCCCUGGACACCUGAGGAUUAUGAAUUCCCAGAAGUAGUCUGAAGAUUGGAGAGAUCCAGGCGGAGACUAUCAUGCUUCUCAUCAGAGACACUUCCUCUAGGCCCAUAAUGAAUUCCCUGCAAAUGUCUGAAGUUUCCUUCAUGUCAGCAAUACACCUUCUGCUAAUUAAUAAAGAUAAUUUGAAGUGUCA
Messenger RNA from Rana temporaria (common frog), 781 nucleotides. RefSeq names its product whey acidic protein-like. Gene Ontology annotation, cellular component: extracellular region. Bases 34 to 633 code for a protein of 199 amino acids. Gene Ontology annotation, molecular function: peptidase inhibitor activity. Lineage: Eukaryota; Metazoa; Chordata; Amphibia; Anura; Ranidae. The record is from RefSeq and is a predicted model, not a curated record. The transcript has 5 exons.